This is a messenger RNA of Durio zibethinus, 2087 nucleotides long. It is a transcript of the gene SIP4, whose product is annotated as SOS3-interacting protein 4. Gene Ontology annotation, biological process: signal transduction; protein phosphorylation. Gene Ontology annotation, molecular function: protein serine/threonine kinase activity; ATP binding. Lineage: Eukaryota; Viridiplantae; Streptophyta; Magnoliopsida; Malvales; Malvaceae. The record is from RefSeq and is a predicted model, not a curated record.
GAAACUUAACAAUUCAUAUUUUGAUGAUUAAAAUAAAAAAUCAAUCAAAGUUAAAUGAUUAAUCGCGUAAUUUACCGAAAAGAAAAAGGGAUUAAACGUUGUACCGCCUCCCGCGUAGUAGAUAAAUGUUCUUAUCAUGGUAAUUAAUGGUAAUUAAAUCCCCUGUCCAAGACAUAGGUUAGCUAAGCCAACCCACCCUCCCGAAACUUCCACCGUCAAUCACGCGCUCUCUAUCGAAUCCUUGACUUGAAAACAUUAAGUUAGACAACAGACCUCCAUAUAUACAAAAAUUCUCUGUUCUCAUCUCAAUUUGUUUCCUCAGUUUUUGUGUGUUUUGAAAGGCUAUAUUAGGGGCAGGGAAAUCAAUCUUUGAUUUCCGCUUGUAUAUUUUAUUAAUCUCCUUUUUUUUUUCUGCUGAAGGAAUUCGCCGAUCCGGUUCGGUCUCUGGCUCCACCAUCUAUGCCAGAGAUCGAACAUGUUCCAGAAAAUGCCCUGUUCGGCAAAUACGAGCUCGGCAGGCUCCUCGGUUGCGGCGCCUUCGCUAAGGUUUAUCAUGCCAGAAACGUCCGCACUGGGCAGAGCGUGGCCGUUAAGGUAAUCAACAAAAAGAAGCUGUCCAGCACCAGCUUGAUGUGCAACGUCAAGCGUGAGAUCUCCAUCAUGAGUCGCUUGAAUCACCCUUAUAUCGUCAAACUCUACGAGGUUUUGGCCACCAAAACUAAGAUCUAUUUCGUGAUGGAAUUCGUCAAAGGUGGAGAAUUGUUCGCUAAGGUUGCUAAAGGAAGGUUCAGCGAAGAUCUCAGCCGUAAGUAUUUCCAACAGCUCAUAUCGGCCGUCGGGUAUUGCCACUCCCGCGGGGUAUUCCACCGUGAUUUGAAACCUGAAAACCUCCUUGUUGACGAGAACGGGAAUUUGAAGGUUACCGAUUUCGGUCUCAGUGCCGUAACCGAUCAGAUCCGACCCGACGGGCUGUUGCACACCUUGUGUGGGACCCCAGCUUACGUGGCACCGGAGAUCUUGACGAAGAAAGGAUAUGAUGGAGCUAAGGUGGAUGUGUGGUCAUGCGGCGUCAUCCUCUUCGUGUUAAACGCAGGUUACUUGCCUUUUAAUGAUCCGAAUCUCAUGGUUAUGUACAAGAAAAUCUACAAAGGUGAGUUUAGGUGUCCUAAAUGGAUGUCGAGCGAUCUCAAACGCUUGCUAUCUCGGCUUCUGGAUACGAAUCCCGACACAAGGAUCACGAUUCAUGAGAUCCUCAAGGAUCCAUGGUUCAGGAAGGGUUACAAGGAGCCUAAGUUCCAUGAGGAGCAUGUCAAGGUAGACAAGGAUGAACCUCAGGUUACAAGCUUGAAUGCAUUCGAUUUGAUAUCAUUCUCAUCCGGCUUAGACCUGUCUGGUUUGUUCUAUGACUCGCAUGAUUCGGUCAGUGACGGCGAACGCUUUGUAUUAAGAGAGUCACCUGAGAAAUUGGUGGAGAAAGUGGAGGAGGUUGCCAAAGCCGAGGGUUUCAGGGUGAAGAGGAGGAAAGAAUGGGGCGUUGAAUUGGAGGGGCAAAACGGAAAUUUGCGGAUAGCGGUUGAUGUUUACCGUUUAACAGAUGAGUUGGUUGUGGUGGAAGCCAAGAGAACAGGCGGUGAUGCCUGGUGCUACAAGGAUAUUUGGAACAGCAAGAUCCGGCCUGCGUUAGCAGAAAGGCAGGAGGUGGCAGGCAACUGACAAUUCCCCGUCAAAGAUUGGGCGGUAAAUUACCCAUGAUUUACAUGAAACAAACAUAAAGUUUAACAACAGUCGUGCGUGGUUAAUUUCUACAUCGGUGUAUUUCAAAUGCAUUCUGCAUUAUUAUUGGGAUGAAUGGUGUGAAAUUGGGAAAAAAAAAACAAAAAAAAAUUGAAGGAAGAGGAAAGAAAGACACUAACAACAACAGAAUGGACACUUCCCUCGACGCAUUAGCGUGAGUCGAGUCUUCCAGGAGAAAAAAGAGAAUUACUACUACUACUACUACCAAUUCCAGUUAAAAUUUUGUGCUUGUAUUUGUGUGUAUGUAUCUUAGCAGUACUUUGGAAUAAAUUAAGAAGAGUGAAAGUUAUUUA